This is a messenger RNA of Carassius gibelio (silver crucian carp), 312 nucleotides long. Its product is annotated as protein FAM240B-like. Bases 48 to 263 code for a protein of 71 amino acids. The transcript is spliced from 2 exons. NCBI's taxonomy places the organism in Eukaryota, Metazoa, Chordata, Actinopteri, Cypriniformes, Cyprinidae. The record is from RefSeq and is a predicted model, not a curated record.
UCUGAUGAUCCGGUGUUUGAUUCGUUUGUUCGUUCGCUUCACAGGAGAUGAGUUCUGCUCUGGUUCAUGACAAACUCUUCAUCAAGUCCUUCUGGGAGCAGAAGAUCAACACUCACACUCAUAUGAUCGAAGCCGAAGAAGAGAGGAGGAAGAGGAGCGCUCUCUUAAAGCUGCGUGACGAGUGGCUCACAAGGAUGGAGAACCGGACCAAACAUCUGAAGAAUUUCGGAGACAAUCGCGGGGGAAAUCCAACGGCUAACUAACUGUGCGACACACAGAUGAGCCGAGCUCAAUAAACACACGAGUCACUGA